AUGUAUACAGUCGGAGACACGACAGUGCAUGUGGCAGAUAUAGGACAUGAAACAUGCAAGGCAGGAUAUGCCAGCAGUGAAGUACCUUCUAUUUAUGAGAAAAGAGAGGGGAGGUCUUUAACAGAAGCACUGACAAAUACGCUAGAAGAGCUUACAGAUGAUUUAUCUUCUAUUCCACUUAUUAACAUAGAAGAUCCGUUUAUGCACAGAGAUAUGCGUAAAAAUGUAUUUUCACACAUAAUGGAGUCAUCUUUAUGUUCUGGUUUAUUAUUUAUUAAUGGAGCAGUUGCAGACUGUUUUAGUUACGGAAAGAGUUCUGGGCUUAUGGUAAGACUGUGCGGGAACAGUACACAGAUUAUUCCGGUGAUUGAUGGAUACUGCCUGAGUGGAGGAAUAAAGAGCUCAUGUGGCGGAGAGAGUCUGACAAAGGUGGCGUAUGAUUUAUUAAAGAAUAAAUCUAAAGAACUUGGGACCGAUCUUCUAGUUCCACCAACUGCUAUUGAAGAAAGAACUCGAGUCUCAUUUGAGCAGAUGCCAAUAUACAAAGAGAAGACUACGUAUACCACCUUAUCUGAGGAGAGUAAACUUCCAUUACAGUUAGAUGUAGCAAAGUGUUUUAAAGAAUCUAUUUCUUUUAUUGGGCACUGCCAGCCAAAGUAUUACGAGUUUUCUACGGGGUUCAGCACAAGAAUAUUCUCUGAGAGGAAUAUAAUACCAGAGAAGUUAUUUGAAAAAACAGACCGCACCAUGGACAGACUAGACCCACAGAAACAGAUUCCUGGCCCUAUAGAGCCAAUGGGUCUCUUGGAUAUGAUAAAGGCCACAAUGGAUUCUGUUGAUCUUGACCACUACGACAUGUUAUUAGGGAAUAUAAUGGUUUCUGGUGGAGGUUCUUUAAUCCCGGGAAUAACAGAAAGACUUCAAGCAGAUUUAAUGGCAAUGUAUCCAAAUGCCAGAGUCAAGGUAAAUAAUGACAAGAGAGAUUUUAGUACCUUUUUUGGAGGGUCUAUUCUGGGAUCACUUGGUACUGCCUGUACACUGAUGAUUACUAAGCAAGACUAUGAAGAGUGCGGACAGUCUGCACUAGAAAGAAAGCGAUCCGAGUGGAUAAAAUAAAAGAAAUAAAGGCAGAACUCGAUUAC
This is a messenger RNA of Nematocida parisii ERTm1, 1142 nucleotides long. RefSeq lists its product as uncharacterized. The record is from RefSeq and is a predicted model, not a curated record. Gene Ontology annotation, molecular function: chromatin binding. Gene Ontology annotation, cellular component: SWI/SNF complex; NuA4 histone acetyltransferase complex. Gene Ontology annotation, biological process: regulation of transcription by RNA polymerase II. The transcript has a single exon. NCBI's taxonomy places the organism in Eukaryota, Fungi, Microsporidia. Bases 1 to 1116 code for a protein of 371 amino acids.